Messenger RNA from Dichomitus squalens LYAD-421 SS1, 3033 nucleotides. RefSeq lists its product as uncharacterized. Gene Ontology annotation, cellular component: intracellular membrane-bounded organelle. Gene Ontology annotation, biological process: magnesium ion homeostasis. The transcript is spliced from 8 exons. The coding region runs from base 1 to 2736 and encodes 911 amino acids. Lineage: Eukaryota; Fungi; Basidiomycota; Agaricomycetes; Polyporales; Polyporaceae. The record is from RefSeq and is a predicted model, not a curated record.
AUGGUCCCGCCCCAACCGCCUGCAACCCCCGCCUCCCCAUUUCCAAGACUGCUCAUCAGCCUAGCAUCUGCAGCUUCACGCCAUGUUCCCUUUCUGCGUGUCCAUGAUCCCUACAGAGCAGAACCCUCCACCCUCGGUGGCAGCGGCGUACACGCGCUCGUGCGCCGCGACAUCCACGACGCGGACCACCGUGUUCAGUUCGUUCUCUUCUCGUGCCUCAUCCCGAUCCUCGUCCUCCUGUCGGGUCUGUUUGCCGGUCUGACCCUAGGCUACAUGAGUCUGGACGAGACGCAGCUGAAUGUGCUCAGUGUCAGUGGCACUCCGAAACAGAAGCUGUACGCCAACAAGAUCAAACCCAUCCGCAAGAACGGGCACCUCCUCCUUGUCACGCUGCUUUUGGCAAACAUGAUCGUGAACGAGACGCUGCCCGUUAUCGCGGACCCCGUCCUCGGCGGCGGCGUGCAGAGCGUCGUCGUCAGCACCGUCCUCAUCGUCAUAGACGACGUCCCAGGUUACCGCUGGGGCGUAAGCUUCUCGGAGAUCAUCCCGCAGUCCCUGUGCACGCGGUACGGACUGUAUUUUGGGGCGAAGAUGGCUGGAUUCGUGCAGGUGCUCAUCUGGACCUUGGGAAUUGCCGCCUGGCCCGUCGCGAAACUCUUGGAGUUCGUAUUGGGGCCGCAUCACGGCAUCAUAUACCGGCGAGCGGAGCUCAAGGAGCUCAUCGCUAUGCACUCUAACGGUGGCGAGCUUGGAGGCGACUUGAAGAUGGACACCGUGACCAUCAUCGGCGGCGCUCUUGACUUGCAGGAGAAGGUUGUGAGGCAGGCGAUGACCCCGAUCAAGGACGUGUUCAUGUUGAGUAUUGAUGCGAAGCUAGACUACGAGACAUUGCGCAGGAUCUGCCGCACGGGCCACUCCCGCAUUCCGGUGUACGAGGAGGUCGAGAUCCCCGUGCCUAGGCUCGUAGCCCAGGGCCACAUCUCUGAGGCUGACCUCGCGGACGCCACUGGCUCCUCGCGCCUCAGCCUGGACGGGAGACAGACUCAAACGCAGAAAGUCAAGAAGAUCGUCGGCAUCCUGCUUGUCAAGCAGUGCGUGCUCCUCGACCCGAACGAUGCGACGCCGGUGCGUAAGAUCCCGCUGAACAAGGUGCCGUUCGUGCCGAACAACGAGCCGCUGCUGGGCAUUUUGGACAAGUUCCAGGAGGGCCGGUCGCACAUGGCGAUCGUGUCGCGGUUCAGCGUUGAGCGCGCGACGAGCGUGAAGAAGGCCGUCAAGCGUGGCCUGACGCAGCGUCUACGGAGCACCGUCGGGAUCGGCGACAGCGACUCGGGCUCCAGCUCGGAUGAGGACGAGGCCCAGAGCGCCUCGCACAAGAAGCGGCCGCGGAAGCCCAAGCGGCACAGUAGCAACGAUGAGACGCUGCACGACGAGUCUUCCGCCGAUGCUGAGCCAGAGGGGGAUGAGGCACAUGUCCGGAAAGGGAGCCACAGGCGUGGGAGGUCGAGACGCCCCGCUGACAUCGAGAUGGGCGUUGUUGACAAAGGGGUACCAGAAUCGAAGAAGCACGGGCUCACCUUGCCCAAGGUCGGCGGCUGGCGGGGCUGGGAACAGAGCAUGCCCGCAGACGCUGUUCUCACGAAGGAGGGCGUCGACGAGUUCCUGCAGAGCGUCGAUCCCGCCGUCAUGCCGCUGGGCAUCAUAACGCUGGAAGACGUGCUCGAAGAGCUCAUCGGCGAGGAGAUCUACGACGAAUUUGAUCCGCAGGGACACCCUGAUCUGUCGUCAUACGCCCAGGCGGAGGCCAACGCCGCGCCCUCGCUCAAGCGGACGGGUUCUGCGCCCCAGCUCGCGGCCUCCGACUCCAGCGCCGCGACCGCUGUCGUCCCAGGCGUUUCCGAUGGCACCCUUCACGUCCCCGUGUCGACCUCGGGUUUCAUCGCCAAGCCCAAGGCGCUUCCCGCUUUGCGUAGCUUGAAUUUCAAGGUGCCAGGCUUCCAGCGGUCUCGGAGCGCCCCUCCUACUCCUCGUGAUGCGGAUGUACCCGAGAAGGAGAAGGACGGGGCAAGGGAGAAGACUGGAGUGCCCGACGGGACGCCGCUUCCUCCUUCCGUACCCGAGGGCGUCGUGGCGCCCCAGGCGGUCACGAUCUCGGUGUCAGGGGACUCUGCGGCUAUGUGCACCUGCGACAUGACCGGGACUGCUGAGAAGCCCGUGACGAUCCCGGCUGACGAACCCAACGCUUCGCGCUAUGCGCCGCCGCUCGCUCCUGUUCCUGUCGCAGCCACAAAAGCCGCCGCAGGCGCGUCGGCCGUCGUGUCAUCUGCGGAGGGCGUCUUGGGUGCUGCGAACAUGGGUCGCGCGAGGUCUGUGCAGGGCAUCACGCCUGGCCCAUCUAUCGCCGUCAUACCAGCCCCCGGAUUGAAUCUCGCGUUCGGGCCGCCCUCACGCAGCGCGUCGCCCGCACCGUCCCUGGAGCAGGCCAUCCUCAUCGAGCGCAAGCGCCGUGCGGCGUCGUCAUCGGGCAACCAGGCCGGGACGAAGGGUGGGUGGUUCAAGAGCAGCCCGCUGAACGGCGGAGAUGCUAGGCAGGGGAUCAUCGUUGCGGAGCGCGUGAAGCGCGAUCUGCAGCCGCAUUUCGUGGCACCCACGUCGGAGGCUGCGGAUGCUUCUGCCUUCGAGGACGUUCGUAAACCUAACGAGAAGGACACAGUUGGUCCGGACAAGGAGGCUUGAUUGUAAGCCGGUCGGAUCCAAGUGAUAGAGUGUGAGUGAGUUUCCUUGGCGUUCGAGUUCUAAGCUUUCGUACCUGCAUUCUUGUCUGCUCUCGCAUCUACAAAUCUGUACGAUACUUACCUGGAGUAGGAGAGAAACUGACAUGGAGGAACAUAGUACAGUCUCGUAAUAGCAGGAAAAGCCUGCUGGUGUAUUUAGUCGGAUGGAUCCGCGUAGUCUAGUCGUAUACCUGUAUACCGAGUGUGCAUAUCAUUGGCAUGUAUAGUAUCUCGUGUUCCAUUGCAGUAGCUCUUUCAC